AUGCACUUCAGUCUAACGUCUUUGUUUCCUGGUCUGGCCUCCAGCUUCAGCUCCAAGCGCCCUCAGGACAGCCCUCAGACCAAGCUUCGCAAGACACCGCCUGCGCCGAGCAUCGUAAACGAUCUCAAAACCCGCGAUCGUUCCAGCAAGCGGAAUGGUGAUCUACCCACAGUACUAUCCAUCGCUUACGAAAAGUUCCGCGAUCGAUUUGCGCGCCAUCGUAGAAGCCAAGUAUCACAGCGAGCAGAUGUGUCGCACAAAGCCGUUGCUUCACAAACAGCCGCGCGUUUGUUACCAAGCCUCAACGUUAUCUCUGGUAUCUGCACCAUCAUCGAAACGCUGCCCGAGCUACCUCAGCGGUUGCUUACGCCCGAAAUUACGACGGAUAGUGGAGAAGGUUGGCUCAAAGUAGUUGAGCGUGCCUGCGACAAUGACAACUCCGCAAUCCUCGCCCUCAUCCAGCGCGAAAAUGCUGUCUCGCCCAGCGGUGCCAACUCUGACGAGGAGGUUGAAGACUAUAAAUCAUCCACGCCUAAGUCGGACGGUUCGGUAACCUCUUCUUUAACAAGCGCGUGCUCUGAUGGCGAAGCGCUUGAUCGCGCGGACUGGGAACCACUCCGUGCGCUUGACCAUUCGAACUUCCAGAAAACCCUUUGGCAACAUCUCAACCCCUCCUCCGAGUACUGCGAAGACGACUAUCUUUUCUGCGGCGAAUAUGAGGGUGGCUACAACUUCGUCCGGAUAUACCGGGUUAUCAACAGCCCUGACGACGGCGAAUACGUGGUCAAGAUUCCUUGCAUCGGCACUGCUGCUCGCUGGCAGAAGCAGGAUGCGUAUAUGCUUCGUUCGGAGUUUGGUACUAUUGAGUUUAUUGGCGAGCGCACCAAGUGUCCCGUCCCUGAAGUCGUGGCCUAUGACGACAAGCUGGAUAACACGCUAGGUGCGCCUUACAUCUUGAUGAAGGCCUGCACAGGCAGAUCCGCCUCUGAAGUCUGGCACGACGCUCACCCCAUUCAUAAAGACUGGGAUCGGGACACAGUCGACUUUCCUUCCGCGGAACUGGCGGCGAAACGUUCGCGCAUGCUUCGUUCGCUAGCUCAGGCCAUGGCUGAGCUGCGCCAUCUUGAGUUUGAUAAAAUCGGCGCGCUGUGCUUUGACAAUGUUGACGCAAACGGAAAGCCUACCGUUGGUUCGCUCUGGGAAUGGAAUAUCGACCCAGAACUGAUAUCGGAAGACAUGGCCAUUGAAAAGGCUCUUACUGAGAAGCCAGUGUACGACUCAGGCCUGGAGCUCUACACGGAUGGUCUGCUUGAUGUCUGGCCGUUCGAGGGACAUGAAGGAAGGCCCGGCGUCAUCCAUGGAGUCCUGGAUGCAUUGUUUCGAAGCGACGCUUUCGCGAAAUCUGUCAAGCCCGGGGAUAGUGAGGAGACCUUCGUACUCCGUCACGACGACCUCAACCUCCAGAAUGUCUUCUGCGAUCCCGAAACAGGCGAGGUGACCGGUAUCAUCGACUGGGAGCGCGCUUCCACCGCCCCACGCUCUCUCGGCUACACGUCCCUUCCAAAGUUCUUGACGUUAGACUGGAUGCCAGGGUACGAAGUGCUUGAUGCGCCGCACUCUCCUUUGUCGCUACAAAUGUACCGCGAGAUCUACGCCGACGCAAUGGUUGAGGCCACGGGAGUAGACGGUGACGGCAUGUAUACGUCCAAGUCUGCGAUGUAUCAGGCGGCGCACGCAGCAUUGUUUGGUAGUAGUGAAGGUGGCGAUAUUCGUGACUUCGUCCAAAAGCUGUUGCAUGAGGUACCUGGACUGCACCACACGGACCUUGAUUUGUAUCUGACUUGGCUCGGCGAACACUGGGAGGCGGUUGGUAGCUCUGUUAAGGAGGCUAUACGGAAAGUUGCGAAGCCGUAG
This is a messenger RNA of Alternaria hordeiaustralica, 1914 nucleotides long. RefSeq lists its product as uncharacterized. Bases 1 to 1914 code for a protein of 637 amino acids. The transcript has a single exon. NCBI's taxonomy places the organism in Eukaryota, Fungi, Ascomycota, Dothideomycetes, Pleosporales, Pleosporaceae. The record is from RefSeq and is a predicted model, not a curated record.